UUCUCCUGAUCAGAAACAAACACAUCUCUCUCUCUCUCUCUCUCUCUCUCUUUCUCUCUCUCUCUCUCUCCCUCCUCCUCCGAAGCUGCUUUGCUCUGCAACUCGAUGUUCUAUAAAACCAUUCCGUUCGUCUUCGAUCUUAGAAAUCCCUACCGCCAUGAAUUCCAACAGUGAGCUCGCUCUAAUCUGAUCAAUUCCGAAGGGAAAAACGAUUAAGAAUUCAAAUCAUGUGGUUUUCGUUUUGGAAGUCCAGGGAUCGCUUCUCCUUAGACGAGCUCAGGUAUUUAACUGAUCAGCUGAUAAAAGUUCAAAUUGUGAAUGAAGUAAACAAGGAUUUCGUUAUUGAGGCGCUGAGAUCCAUUGCGGAGUUAAUAACGUAUGGAGACCAGCAUGACUCCACCUUUUUUGAAUUUUUCAUGGAGAAGCAAGUCAUGGGAGAGUUUGUACGUAUAUUGAAGGUUAGCAGAACUAUGACUGUGUCACUUCAGUUACUACAGACAAUCAGCAUUAUGAUCCAGAACCUAAAAAAUGAACACGCUAUAUACUACAUGUUCAGUAAUGAACAUAUGAACUACUUGAUAACGUAUUCAUUUGACUUCCAAAAUGAAGAGCUACUGUCGUACUACAUAUCCUUCUUAAGAGCAAUAAGUGGGAAGCUAGACAGGAAUACAAUUUCUCUGCUUGUAAAGACUCAAAAUGAUGAAGUGGUUUCAUUUCCACUCUAUGUUGAGGCAAUACGAUUUGCCUUUCAUGAGGAGAGCAUGGUCCGCACUGCCAUACGGGCUUUGACACUUAAUGUUUAUCAUGGUGAAUGAAGUGUCAACAGAUAUAUCACCAGUGCCCCUCAUGCAGAUUAUUUUUCAAACCUAGUUACAUUUUUCCGAAAGCAGUGCAUCAAUCUAAAUGCCUUGGUUUCAGACUCUAUGAAAAAUCCGGGUGCAGAGUCUGCAGACACAACUGCAUUAAUUUCUGCUGCUGUUGAUGAGAUCGAGGACAAUCUCUACUAUUUUAGUGAUGUUAUUUCUGCAGGAAUUCCUGAUGUUGGGAGGUUAAUUACAGAUAACAUCUUGAAGCUUUUGAUAUUCCCGCUGCUUCUUCCUUCACUUACAAUAAAAGCUGUCGAAGGGAUACAAAUUGGUGCUGCCACGUCUUUGUACUUGGUUUGUUGCAUCCUGCACAUAGUGAAAAUCAAGGAUUUGGCAAAUACCAUUUGUGCUGCUCUUUUCUUUCCAUUGGAUUCUUUCUUUCCAAAGUCUGGAGCUAAACCAAAUGGCUGUAUGCCUUUCUAUGGCUUUGCACAUGAAAGCCAACCGCCAGGCAGUAAUACCAAGGAAGGUGUUGGAAUAUUAAGAGUUGACGUGACAAACUUGUCAAGCUCUCCCCAAAUCCACUCAGUGGAUGUCACAAGAGAAAAUGAUUAUUGUGAUUCUCAUUUGUCUUUGAGGGAGGCUUUGAUUUCUUAUAUUGCGAGUGGGGAUGAUAUACAAGUUGCUGGUUCGUUGACUGUACUAGCUACUUUACUGCAGACAAAAGAAUUGGAUGAAUUAAUGCUAGAUGCUCUUGGAAUUCUUCCUCAACGCAAACAACAUAAGAAACUUCUGCUGCAAGCUUUGGUUGGUGAAGUCUCAGGAGAAGAGCAACUUUUUUCUUCAGAAGGUAGCUCGUCAAAAGAUGGUAUUGAAUGUGGUAGUGAGCUUGAUAGUUCUCUACAAAAGCUUAAGGAACAGUUUGGACUGUCAUGUUCUUCUCUGGAAGUGAGGGCUAGUCCUCAAGUGCAUAGAUUUCAGGUGCUUGAUGCAUUGGUCAGUCUUUUUUGCCGUUCAAAUAUAUCUGCAGAGACAUUAUGGUAUGGUGGUUGGCUUUUGCGCCAGUUACUUCCUUAUAGCGAGGCGGAGUUUAACAGCCAUCAUCUCAAGAUGCUGAAUGAUUCAUAUAAGAACUGUGCUAGUGCUCUUCUAAUGGAGACUAGAGGAGUCUGGCCAGAUCUUCUUGUAACAGUCCUCUGCGAUGAAUGGAAACGGUGCAAGAGAGCAAUAGAGGCCUUUGCCCCUCGGAAAGAGCCCAAGUGUAUUCUGUUGUCAUCUCAGAGGUUCUCGUCUGAAGAUGGUAUCACAAGUGAUUCAUCAUUUGCUGCUGGUGAAAGGAUGUGUGAGUUGGUCAAGGUGUUUGUACUCCUACAUCAACUUCAAAUUUUCUCACUUGGUAGAACUUUGCCUGAGAAACCUCCUAUUAAACCUCCAGCUGAUGCUUUUGAAUAUUCCCGUGCACAAAGUGCUGGCCUAGAUGCUGCAGGUCCAAAGCUUGGCACUGAGCUAAGACUUGUUGAUGCUGUACCUUGUAGAAUUGCGUUUGAGAGGGGUAAAGAACGUCAUUUUUCCUUCCUAGCAAUCUCUUUGGGUGCAUCUGGCUGGGUUGUUUUAGCUGAAGAGUUACCCUUAAAGGAGCCUUAUGGAGUUGUUCGUAUGGUUGCUCCUUUGGCCGGUACCAAUCCAAAACCUGAUGAUAGGCAUUCAAGAUGGUUACACUUGCGAAUCCGUCCCUCCACUUUACCGUUUGUGGAGCCUGCUAGAUAUGGUGCCUACGGGAAAGCAAAGACAAAAGCUUUGGUUGAUGGAAGAUGGACCCUAGCAUUCAGGGAUGAAGAGUCUUGCAACUCUGCUUUGUCUAUGGUUUUGGAGGAGAUGAACCUACAGAGCAAUGAGGUAGAGAGAAGAUUAAAGCCCUUACUCGACCUCGAGAACUUUGUAGAAUCUUCAAACUCUUCUCGAGAUCCUCCUCGAACUUCCUCUCCUCAUUCAACACUUUCCAAUUCUUUUUAGGUCUCCAACUUGCUUUAGUUUCUCAAUAAUAGGUUGCUAACUCGCUCUAAGAUCCUUUUUCAAACCUCCAUUCCAAGUCAAGUUUGCGUUGAUUGUGUGUGUUGGUAGUGAAGGGGUUGAAGACGGAGAAGUGACUUAUUCAUGGGGUGGGAACAUAUUAUUUUCUUAGUCACCCUUUGUAUAUUGUCCAAACAACCUUAGGUAUAUACCCAAAAAUGUAGAGUAGCACCCUCAUUUUUGUACCAUUCUUUGUAUAUUAGCUUUGCUUGUCCUGAUUUUCGAGUAUACGAGGUUUUCCCCCGCAUUCUUUAGCAGUUUUUGACCCUAGGCAUUUACUUCCAUAAUUUGUUGCCCCUUUAACAACAUUGUGUAAAUGAGUUGAUUCCGUAGUAAAGGCUUUCUGUGUAUCUGUAUUUGUACCAGAUUUAAGAUCUCGUGUGCAUGUGAUUUGAAAUUUCAUCGACGAGGAAUAUGAAUUGCUAUCCAGGCUUGUUGCUGAAGGUUUCCCGUUU
Molecule: messenger RNA, 3331 nt
Organism: Malus domestica (apple)
Lineage: Eukaryota; Viridiplantae; Streptophyta; Magnoliopsida; Rosales; Rosaceae
Source: RefSeq, a predicted model, not a curated record